Durio zibethinus is the source of this 1200-nucleotide messenger RNA. Its product is annotated as Tmem18. NCBI's taxonomy places the organism in Eukaryota, Viridiplantae, Streptophyta, Magnoliopsida, Malvales, Malvaceae. Gene Ontology annotation, cellular component: nuclear membrane. The record is from RefSeq and is a predicted model, not a curated record.
CCAUUUAACAAAUCUAAAAUUUGUCUAAUUCUUCUCAAAUUUCGAACAAAAUUUUGGGGUGGAUCCUUGAACAGGGUCUAUUCAUUUAAUAAAAUUUUGUUUUUUAUUUCCUUUUCUUCCCAUUUUCUUUCGCUUUACCACCACGUAAGCUUCGCUAAGGACGUAGACGUACUUGAACUAAACUAUCAAGGAUAUUUUCGUCAAUUCAUCAUAUAAAUCCAGAGCAACCGCAACUCUGCUUUGUUCUUCGUCUAAACUCCGGACAGAAACUCAAAUGAUGAAUAUAUAAAAGCAAAGACUCCGCCAAUCUUAUCGUCAUUUACUGACCGUCUGAUCUAAACUUUUGAGAUCUGAAUCUGAUUAAAACAAAAAAGAAAGGCAAUGGAAGAGCUGAGAUCAGCAGUGGAAGGGCACAUGGAAUUAAUGGCGGAUCUGGUUCAGAACCUAUCCUCGGAGCUUCGUUCGGGCCUCCGACCCGCCUACGAGAACUUCAUCGGGUUCUUCCACGCCAUCGACUGGAAAGAACCAUGGUUAAUGGGCUUACUGGCAUUCCAUGUUUUCUUACUGAUAAUAACAAUAUUCUCCAGGAAGAAUACUAACUUCCAGAUGUGUUUGUUCCUUCUGGCAUUGCUUGGUGUAUAUUUUGCUGAGUCCCUGAAUAGAUUCCUUGGUGACAACUGGAAGAAAUUUGCAGCCCAAAACUAUUUUGAUCCAAGUGGACUUUUUUUAUCGGUACUCUGGUCUGGGCCUCUUCUCACUAUUGCAAUCAUCAUCUUGAUAAACACACUCUUUUCCAUGUGUUACCUAAUAGUUAGAUGGAAAAAGGCUGAGCUCAGACACCGUGCAAGGCUUUCUCGUAACAAGCAGGAUUGAAAUUACCUGGUGCUGCAUUGCUGCCUCUUUUAGUUCGAUAAGCAUGUGUAAUACUUGUUAACCUCGUUUAUGAACCUUGUUCUUGUUCUUUACUUCUUAUAUUCAGAGGUACUUAUAGCAUUUUUUGUUCUUUACUUCUUUUCAUAUGUAUAAUUGUUCCCUUGCAUCAAGGUCUCCUUUUAGGAUGUGUCAUGUGGUGCAAGAUAAAUUUUCCAUUUCUAUUUUAUCCAUAGGUAAUUUUAUUUGUGUAAACAUUAGAUGGAAAGGCUAUUUGCUCUAGCUUUGUGUACCAUUCUAGUUCUAAAUUCAGCAAAAUAUUCAGCUAGC